Molecule: messenger RNA, 555 nt
Organism: Pipistrellus nathusii (Nathusius's pipistrelle)
Lineage: Eukaryota; Metazoa; Chordata; Mammalia; Chiroptera; Vespertilionidae
Source: the annotation of a GenBank genome assembly
AUGAAAACCUUUGUGUUAUUUCUGGUGGUGCUGGCCAUCUUUGGAACACAAUCUCAUGGAUAUGAGGUUUAUAACAUCAUCAGCCCAAACAACAAUGGUGGCAACAUUCAGGAGACAGUGACAAUUGACAAUGAAAAAAACACUGCCAUCGUUAACAUCCAUGCUGGAUCGUGCUCCUCUACCACAGUUUUUGACUAUAAACAUGGUUACAUCGCAUCCAGGAUCCUCUCCAGAAGAGCCUGCUACGUCAUGAAGAUGAACCAUGAUGCCAUCCCUGCUCUGGACCAACUCAAACGGUUCCUCUACGAGAGAAAGGCUCUGAAUACCAUGUCCUCCAACGAAUACACCUGGGUCAAGUACAACCCGCUGCAGUCUUGGUUUACAGACAUGAAAUGGUUCUUUUUCGGGUCACCCAUCGAGAAGCUCUGCAAACACCUCCCCUUGUACAAGGCAGAAGUGGUUACAAAACCACAUGAUGCCGGUGCUCAUGGCUGCGUAAAGGCUGGGCUCCUGGGUAUCUUAGGGAUUUCCAUCUGUGGAGGCAUCGAUGUUUAA